This is a messenger RNA of Diabrotica virgifera virgifera (western corn rootworm), 10469 nucleotides long. RefSeq names its product laminin subunit beta-1 (gene LanB1). Lineage: Eukaryota; Metazoa; Arthropoda; Insecta; Coleoptera; Chrysomelidae. The coding region runs from base 372 to 5846 and encodes 1824 amino acids. The record is from RefSeq and is a predicted model, not a curated record. The transcript is spliced from 19 exons.
AAUUUUAGUUCCAUUUCAGUUCAGAAUAAAUUUAUAAUAACAAUUCAUGUGAUAACGAGUGUCGAAGAUCAAUUGUAAACGUGUCAGUGGCCUCAAAUCUAGUCGGUUCCUAACGAAUUUCUUCAUUUUUAAUUUCUUCAUAGAUAACAUUUUUAGAAACGCGGGGUUUCUCUUUUAAUUACUCUAACAACGGAGUGAAUAAACUAAGACACGAAUCUCAAGUGUUUGACAGAUGUUUUUGGAGUUUUAGUGCCUCAUGAAAGGAAUAUUUGUACAUAGUGAACACAUUGCAGCCGCUCAACUGCUCUUGUAACGGGAGUCUUUCCAAAAUCCAUCCAAAAAUCGGAUAACAAGGGAUCGACAUAACGUCUAUGAAGAUGUAUCAGUUUUCUUUCGCAUUUUGGCUGCUGCUAAUACAAAUAACAAGUCGAAUUAGAGAAUUUAAUGGUGAAUAUAUUGGAGCAAGACAGCGAAUAUUCCAUCCUAGUAGAGAAUCUCAUAUACAAAGAGGAGACCAAUCUCCUCCACCUGAUCUGGAUUAUGGCGACAGCAGACAUUUUCAAGAUAUAUAUCAAUCUCCUGAUAUAUACAGAAACCGGCGACCUGGACAUAGUCAUAAGCAGGGAUACGAACCAAAAAAAUUACAUCCAUGCGAACAAAGUUCUUGUUACCCAGCUACUGGCAAUCUGUUGAUUGGCAGGGAAAGUCAGUUAUACGCUUCAUCAACGUGUGGAGUACAUGGCCAACAGAGAUAUUGUAUUGUAUCUCAUUUGGAUGCUGAGAGAAAAAAAUGCUUUUGGUGUGACUCCAGACCAUCUCCAAAACCUAAUCCAUCGCUAAAUCAUAAUAUUAGCAAUAUUGUUUAUAGACUUUUUCCGGGGACACGUCAUAAGUCGUGGUGGCAAUCUGAAAAUGGCAAAGAAAAAGUAUACAUUCAGUUGGAUUUAGAGGCUGAGUUUCAUUUUACACAUUUAAUCAUAACGUUUAAGACCUUUAGACCAGCUGCCAUGUUAAUAGAAAGGUCUUUCGAUCACAAGAAAACUUGGCAGGUAUAUAGAUAUUUUGCUGCGAAUUGUACAGAGAGUUUUCCUGGUGUCAAAGAAGGUACAGCUCAAGAGAUUACGGACGUAGUAUGCGAAUCGAGAUAUUCCGGAGUGGCUCCAUCUACUGACGGAGAGAUCAUUUACAGGGUGCUCCCACCAAACUUGCCCAUAGACAAUCCUUAUUCAGAGCAAGUACAAGGACUAUUAAAAAUUACGAACUUACGAAUAAAUUUUACUAAAUUACAUACACUUGGAGAUGAUCUUCUGGAUCGAAGAGAGGAAAUACAAGAGAAAUACUAUUAUGCUAUAACUGACUGGGUAGUUCGAGGAUCCUGUUCAUGUUAUGGUCAUGCGAACCGAUGCCUUCCUCUUCCUGGUAUAGAUCCUAAACCUGAUAUGGUACACGGAAGAUGUGAAUGUACUCAUAACACCAAAGGCAGAAACUGUGAAAAAUGCGAAGAUUUUUUCAAUGAUCUUCCGUGGAGACCUGCCAUUGGAAAACAAACUAACGCGUGUAAAAGAUGCAACUGUAAUAACCAUGCAACUAGUUGUCAUUUUGACUCAGCUUUAUAUGAAUCAACGGGACAUGUCAGUGGAGGUGUUUGUGAUGGCUGUCAGCACAAUACUAUGGGACCAAAUUGUGAAUUAUGUAAACCGUUUUAUUACAGAGAUCCCCAGAGGGACAUACAAGAUCCAGAAGUGUGUCGACCCUGUGAUUGUGAUCCUCGUGGAGCAUUGGAUGGAGGAAUCUGCGACUCUGUUACUGACCCAGUGAACAAUUUAAUAGCUGGGUUUUGUCACUGUAAAGAAAAUGUUGAGGGACGUCGUUGUGAUGUUUGUAAAAACGGUUUUUGGAAUUUCACGGAAGAAAAUCCUUUAGGUUGUCAAAAUUGUACUUGUGAUACUUUUGGUACGAUUGGCAAUCAAGGUUGCAAUGUAGACAAUGGAGAAUGUACUUGCAAACGGUACGUAACUGGGAGAAAUUGUAAUCAAUGUCUUCUUCAAUAUUGGGGAUUAUCAGACAAGCCUGACGGUUGUCAACAAUGUGACUGUGACCCGGGUGGUUCAUACGACAAUUUCUGUGAUGUAAUCAGUGGACAAUGCAAAUGUAGAGAUCAUAUGACAGGUAGAACGUGUGAUACUCCAAAACAACAAUACUUCACUGCUAGUCUUGAUUUCUUAUUAUACGAAGCGGAAGCUGCCAAAUCUAAUGGGCAGGUUGUUAUAAGAGAACCAUAUAGAGAUGGAAGACCAAACACCUGGACUGGUACUGGUUUCGGUAAAACUUUCCAAGGCGGGUUUUUAGAGUUUGUAAUUGACGACAUUAAAACAUCUAUGAAUUAUGAUAUUGUUGUCAGAUAUGAACCUACCAGUUCAGAGAGUUGGGAAGAAGUUGUUGUGAGAAUUGAAAGACCAGACAGAGUUUCAGAAGGCCCCUGUCAAAAUAUAAAUCCUAGAGACGAUAUGAAACUGGUUCAGCUACCAGCAACAUCAAAAAGUGUUGUCGUGUAUCCACCAGCUUGCCUGGAAGCUGGAAAAACAUAUAAAAUAAUACUUGAAUUUAGAAGAUCCAAUGUUCAAAAAGAAAUUCCAACAGCUUCUGUGUUAAUCGAUUCUAUAGUUCUUGUUCCUCGAAUUGAUGACAUACCAUUUUUCCAAGGUUCGGCAGCUGCAGAUUUUAGGAGACAGGAAUACGAAAGGUAUCACUGCAACGAUCCCUCAUAUUUUGGGAAAGAAGCAGAUAUUCCAGAAAUUUGUCAAAAAUAUCGUGCUAGUAUUGGAGCAUAUGUGUUUAAUGGAGCAUUUUCCUGCCAAUGUGAUCCUCAUGGAUCUGUCAGCAAGCUCUGCGAUCGCAACGGUGGUUUUUGUACCUGUAGACCAAAUGUAGUGGGAAGACGAUGUGAUCGUUGUGCUCCUGGAACUUUUGGCUUUAGUCCUGAAGGAUGUAAAUCGUGUGAUUGUAAUAGUAUUGGAGCACUUGACAAUUUUUGCAAUGUCACCACUGGCCAGUGUAAAUGCAGAGCUAAUAAUUAUGGUAGAGAAUGCGAUCAAUGUAGAAUUGGAUCUUGGAACUUCCCCAAUUGUGAAAGAUGUGACUGUAACGGUCAUGCAGACAUUUGUGAAUCAAAAACAGGUGUUUGCGUUAAUUGCAGAGAUAAUACUCAGGGAGAACAUUGUGAAUAUUGUAUUGAUGGGUUUUACGGUGAUCCUAGAAUUGAUGUCGAUAUUGCAUGUAGACCGUGCCCUUGUCCAGGACAUUUAGGAUCCAACCAUUCUUUCGCAGAUAGAUGUAUGUUGGAUGUGAUUUCCAAAGAUGUUAUAUGUGAGUGCCAGGAAGGAUAUUCUGGUGCCAGAUGCGAUGUUUGUUCAGAUAAUUAUUAUGGAAAUCCCGAAGUGCCUGGAGGAAAAUGCCAGCCUUGUGAAUGUAGCGACAAGAUUGAUCUCUUAGCUCCAGGAAAUUGUGAUCCUCAUACAGGAAAAUGCCUGAGGUGCUUGCACGAUACUACAGGCGAUCACUGUGAAAUGUGUAGAUCUGGUUUCUUCCGAUAUUCAGACGAUCGAAUUUGUGAAGAAUGUGUAUGCCACAUUUUGGGAACAAAUAGCUCAGCAGGACAUUGUGAUCCUACGAAUGGACAGUGCCAUUGUUUACCCAACGUUUCUGGUUUACGAUGUGAUGCUUGUAUUGCCAAUCAUUGGAAGAUCGCCAGCGGUGAAGGUUGUGAGGCCUGUGCCUGCGAUCCCCUAGGUUCUCUUAGUCCUCAAUGUAAUGAGUUUGAUGGACAAUGCCACUGUAGACCAGAAUUUGGAGGAAGGCAAUGUAACGAAUGUACACCUAGAUCUUAUGGAGAUCCAAAAGUCCAGUGUUUCAAAUGCGAUUGCAAUUUGAGGGGUUCAAAAACGGAACAGUGUAAUAUGCAAACAGGAACAUGCGUGUGUUUACCUGGAGUGGGAGGUUAUAAAUGUGAUACAUGUGCUAGAGGUUAUAUAGGAGGCGUUCCAGAUUGUAUAUCUUGUGGAGAAUGCUUCGACAAUUGGGAUAGAAUCCUUAUGGAAGCUAAAAAUCAAACUUUAGAAAUUAUUGAAAGAGCAGGAGAUAUAAAAAAAAUUGGAGCCACUGGGGCUUACACCAAAGAAUUCGAUGAAAUGCAAAACCAAUUAGACGAAAUUGAACAACUUCUAAAUAAUACAGAUGAAGUAGAUGUAGAUGAAAUAGAAAAUGAACUUCAAAUGUUACGGAAUAGAAUAAAUAUAACAGAAAAUGAUAAAUUAAACAAAUUAGAUGACCAACUGGACGAUAACAAGCAGUUAGUACUUUUAAAAGAAGUAACGUUAAACGAUUUGAAUAACUCACUUAAUGCUCUCAAACAAAAAAUCAAGGAUCUUGAAAAUAACGGUACUAAACUGCAAGAAGCAAAUGUACAGGGAGCUCUAUCACUAAUUGGCCAAGCAAAGGAGAAAGCUGAUAAGGCGCUACAAAAGGCAGAUAAUUCACAGGAAGAUGUCAAAUAUGCCGAAACUCAGUGCACAGCUACAGCCAACUUUAUAAACAAUACAGAAAAAUUAUACAAAAAACAAUCCGAAGACAAUGAAAACGAGAUCAGCAAUAUUUCAAACAAAUUAGAUCAACUCAAUAGCCAAAUUCCAGAGUUAAACAAUUUAGUUUGUGAUGGACGUGGGGACCCCUGCGAUGCAAUUUGUGGAGGUGCUGAUUGUGAUAAUGGUUGUGGUAACUCCAUUACUUGUGCCAAUGGUGCUAAACAACAAGCUGCUACCGCGAUUAGGAAUGCCAAUGAUACUGAAAUCGCUCUCAGAAAUAAAGAAUCGGCUGCUAAUGAUUUCAUUAGAAAUGUUUCUCAAAUAAAUACUAACGACACCAGAAAUUUGGCCAAGGAUACUUUGGACAAAAUUUUCCUCGAACUUACAAAUGCCAAUAAAUCUUUGAAAGAAAUGAGUGAUAUGAGAAAUGAAAUGAUGGAAUUUAUGAAUCAAAAUAAGUCUAAACCUGCAGAUAUUAAAAAGUUAGCAGAAGAGAUAUUAAAGAAAAAUGUAGAAAAAACGCCAGAAGAAGUUAGAGAACUGGCUGAGAAUAUUAAGAAUGCAAUAGAUCGUUUAACUAAUACUGAUUAUAUCAUUGAAGACACUAAAUUAGAUUUAGCUAAAGUGAAUGAAUUAAAGGAACAUGCCAAAUAUGCAAAGACGAAUGCCACGAAAUUACUCAAAGAAGCAGAAGAUGUUAAUGAUGUAUUAAAUAAAACGCAGGAUGCACAAAAGGAGGCUGAAAGUGCCAUUGAUAAAGCCUGGAAUGACUAUAGAGUAGUUGAAGAUAUACUAUACAUGAUCGGUAAUAAAACUGAAUCAGCACAAGAUCUGACAACUCACAUAGAUACGGAUAUCCGUGGACUCAAGAAUAAAUUGACAGACUUACAAAGAAAUAUUACCGAUAAUGGAAUAUUCGCCAAUAGAGUUAUCGAGGAAUCUGUAAACAUUAAGCAAAAUGCACAAAAAACUAGGGAAGAAUCUGCUGUCCUGCAAGAAAAAUACAAUAAGGCUACAAAUGAAUUAGACCAAAAGUUAAAUAACGUAAAAGCGACGAAAGAACGAGCUAGUGAUCUAUUCAAAAAGUCUAUCAAUUUGGUCGCCAAAGUUACUAAAACACAAGAAGACAUACAAAAGUUGGAAGACAGUGGACAAUUGCUGGAAUUAAAAACGUUAGAAGACACGUUGCAAGGUUUAAUCAAGAAAAUGAACGAUUAUACUUCCAGACUAGAAGGAAAAAUGCAGUAUUAUAAAAACUGCAACUAAACCUAAAUACCAUUUAUCGUGACAAGAUAUCUCGUAACGCGACAGUUCGUAACCCCACAAACGGUAACGGACAAUUCGUAACUUAUUAACGCCGUCAAUUCGUAACGGCCACAAUUUGUAACUAGCACAAUUUGUAACGGCAUAAUUCGUAAUAAUUUGUAUAAUAUUUCACUUUAAUUUAAAAAUAUACUACAGAUAGGUCUUUGUUUGAAAUACGUGAAACAUGGUGCCAACUAUGAUGAAGAUGGGAUUAGAAGACGUGAUGACUAUCACAUCAGCUGGAAAGUACGAAGGUGGGCUGUGAAAUGUUUAGAAGCACUUAUUUCAACAUACCAUGACCACCUACCGAAAUUACAUGAAGUAUCGCUGCUUUAAUGUUUAAAUUGUAUAAAUUCAGUAAUGCUGAGUUGACCUCUAUUCCUUUCAGGUUUUUUCCAGUCACUUUUAAGUAACAAUUAUUUACGUUACACAUCUUGGUUCUUUCUUUUUCUAUUUCUACAAUGAAGAUUGGUAGAAAUUUCUUUGUGGCUCUCCUUGUUUCCAUAUUGGUUACAUCAAUUGUUUCAUGUCGUGUUUCUAUUAUAAUUCAUCUUUUAUUUCCUCUGUGUCUGUAUUGGCUGACUUUUUUUCAUGGAAGCCGACUACAACAAGUUGGCUUAUUAUUGUACAUCUUCAAUUUACUAUCAUUCUGGGAUUCUAGAACCAUGUACCAGCUUGUACAGGUCUAGAAGAUAUGUACCAUAUGUUUUUGAAGUCACUGAUAACCCCCAGAUCACCACUUUGGUCUUUCUGUCCUCAGGAUUUUUCUUGUCUCUAUAUAUUUUUCUAGGACUUUGUUCAAUUGUCCUGUAAUCAUACGAAUUUUUAGUUUGCAUAAAGCUCUUUCGCUUUUUGAUAUCUUGAUUUUCUGUGAAAAUUUUCUUCUGUCUGUCUUUCACAGUCUCAAUUUUUUUAUUCGAUCUCGUAGGUCGUCUAUGAAAUUUCAUUUCCUUUUCCAUUAGCAUUAUGUUCCAGUUUGAAUUUUCCUUAGAGCUCUUUGUUGUCUAGUUUAGUUUGUUUAUAGUGGUCUGUGUCUUCCUCUCUUUGGCUCUCUUUCAUUUUAAAUGCUCCUUCUGGAUGGGUUUUAAUUUUGUAAAUACCUCCUUGGCUAAAUACUAAGUUUUCAAUCUAAUAGCACAUAAAAUAACACCAAAAAUAUUACUCUACAUCUCACCAGAUUGAAAACAAUGGGAAUCUUCUCUGGUUAUACCUCCGAGGCUUCUAAAAUUUGCAAGUCAUAACGGAUGCUGAGACUAAAGAAGAUGACUGAAUUUUACAAUUUAUAAUUCACGUCCCAUUUGGGACGUGAUUAAUUUGUAAAAUUCCCUCAUCUUCUUUAGUCUCAGCAUCCGUAUUGCUUGCAAAUUUUAGAAGCCUCGGAGGUGUAACCAGAGAACGUUCCCAUUGUUUUCAAUCUGGUGGGAUGUAGAGUAAUAUUUUUGGUGUUAUUUUAUGUGCUGUUAGAUUAAAAACUUAGUCUUUUGCUAGCAGUUGCCGUUAGGGCAUCUAUGCCGUUUCGUUCGUUGCAAUCCGUGACUGCACGCCGGGGUUUGUUUUGGUUGGAUCAGAGAGAGCAGCAUAUGUGCCUCCUGAUGAGAAACUAAUAAGUUUCGAAACCGGUAGAGGUGCUUGCUGCACUCUCUGAUUGGACUAGAAUAUGAUGCGGCUGUAGUUUCGUGUUGACUAUAUUUUGCGUGACAUCAUUGCCUGUUUUGCAACUAGCCCGGUUUUCGGACUCAUUACGCGAUUUUGAUGCAUUUUAUAUGUUUCACAAAACAUGGUGGUGACAUUUAGUGACAUUUUAAAAACAUCCAGUGAAUAUUGCCAAAUGUCAGGUUGGAUUUUUUUGAGUGGAUAAUAUAUAACUUUUAAAAAGAUAUUGUAGAUAAGAGGUCUUUGCUUGAAAUACAUCAAGCAUGGUGCCAACUAUGAUGAAAAUGAAAUUAGAAGAUGCGAUGACUGUCACAUCAGCUGGGAAGUACGAAAAUGGCCUGUUAAAUGUUUAGAAGCACUUAUUUCAAUAUACCAUAACCAUCUACCGGAAUUAUAUGAAGUAUCACCUGCUUUAAUGUAUAAAUUUAGUAAUACUGAAUUUGUUAAAAUAAUUAAGUGUUGGCGUUACGAAUUAUUCCGUUACGAAUAUGUAUAGUUACGAACUGUCGCCGUUACUAAGUGUUGCCGUUACGAAUUGUCUGUGACCAUUUCUGGGGUUACGAACUGUACGAGAUGUCAUGGAACCAUCAUUUAUAUAAAUUUAAUGUUAUUUAAAAACAAACAGAAAAUAUUUUGCUGACCAGAAAAUAACAGUUUGUAAAUAUAUUUGUAAGGAUAUAUGGUCUGAAUUGCAUCAAACAUAUAUAUCUCGAAUCAUUUUAUUAACGUUAGAUUAAUAAAUACUUUUCAAAUUGUCUUGGGUGAAUUUUAUUAAAAUUUCAGUUUAUAUGUUUAGUGUGGAAACAGUAAUGUAAUUUAUGAUUGCCAUUUAUUUUUAGUACAUUUUAUGGUACAUUUAUAUACUUAUAGUCCAGGGAACUAGGAUUUUCUCGGACUUUGAAUAAUCCAGGUAUCAGACAAAUUUUUUAAAUAUAGAUUUAUAGAAAGAAAACUUACUUGUUUCCUGCGAACAAUUCGGAGCCGUUUUUUAAUUAUUAACAAUUUGUUGCAAAAAACCCAUUUUUUUUUGUUUUUUUUGCACCACAAUAAAAAUUAAAUAGUUGACAUAAAGUUACAAGAUUUAAUUUUUUAUAACAUUGAAAAAGCUUCAAAAUGGCGAUUUUUGAAAGUUAAAAAGUCAAUUCGUUGCUUCGCAAACUGCAAAAUAAAACAAAAUCCUUAUAUGUUAAUAAAAAAUUAACCUAGAACUUUUGUAUUUUACCCAAAGUUGGGUAUUGGGGUACUUAACAAACCCUUAAAAUUUGAGACCGGUCCAUCAAUUAGUUUAACAAUUUUCAUUUUGUUUAUACCAGAUACCUUUUUUUGCAAUAACAUAAGACAGAAAAGAAUAAAGAUAUGGAAAUUCUGUGAAUGCCCAAUGAAAGUAGAAGACUUGUACUAUCGAUAUAAAAAAAAUAUUAUAUAUUAAAAAAAAUAAAAAAAUAAUUUAUAGUCGAAAAUACUAAUGCAAAAUUAUUGCCAUUUUUAGUUUAUAAACAUUUAGAAUAGCUUUAAAAAUAUUGUCCGUAGAAUAAAUCUGUUGACAUAUUCCAAAAGCUGAUUAUUUUUCCACAAAUUUAAAAAACUGUUUAAACAAAUUAUAUUGUUUGUAAAUCAAUAUUAUUAAAAAACAUUGCAUAUUUGUAAUGUAGGCAAAAAGUGCAUAAGAAUUUAAAAAUGAUCAAAAUAUAUCAAUUAGAUAGAACCCGAGAUAAAGAAACUUAAAGUAAUUUGAAGUUCAUUAACAUUUUUGAAUGCUUGAAUUUUUAGUUCCCCCUUACAUAGUCCUACUAAUUUUCAUUUCAGCCUUAGUUUUAGCAUUCACAGAUAAGGCUUCAAGAUAAUCUCCUCCCUAUUAGAAUAACUUUGUUUUGUGCUUAAAUUCGUGUAAAAUUGUCAGCUUUUUAAAUACGAAAAAAUAUUUCGUCUACGAAUAAUAGCUUAUAAGUUAUUAUUCUAAUUAUUGUUUAUAAGUUAAAAAUGACAGAAAUUUCGCAAAUCGAUUUUUGGUUAUAAAAAUGAUUUAAUUUUACUUUUUUUGAUACAUAUUGAUAGUGUAAUUCUUAAACUGUCAUUUGAUAUGCGUAGAAUUAUGAUAUCUUCAUUAUUUUCUGACUAAUGUUAUUGCAAAAAGGUCUCUGGGAUAAACAAAUAGAAUAACUUUUAAACUAAUUGAUGGAUUGUUCUGAAAUUUUGAGGGUUUGUUAAGCACCCCAUUACCCAACUUUGGGUGAAAUACCAAAGUUCUAGAUUCAUUUUAUUAUUAGUUAUUAACAAAUUAAAAUUUUACCUUAUUUUGCAGUUUGCUAAGCAACAAAUUGACUUUUUAACUUUCAUAAAUCGCCAUUUUGAUGCCUUUUCAAUGUUCUAAAAAAUCAAAUUUUGUAAUUUUAUGUCAACUAUUUAGCCUUUUAAUGGGAGAAAAAAUCGCGUUUUUUGCACUAAAUUGUUAAUGAUUAAAAACUCUUGGCACGAAACAGGUAGGUUUUCUUCCGAUAUGUUUACAAUAUCUAAAAAAGUUGUUAGAUACUUGAAUUAUUUAAAGUUCCGAACAAGGUCAUUUUUGCUUAUUUUCCUGGAAUAUUAAUAUUUAACAUCUUAAAUAGAUUUUGCAUAUUGCAAACUAAUCCUAUAGUCCAUACUAACAUUUAUAUCUCUGUAAAUAAUAAAUAAUUUAUUUUUAGUUUGUUUUCCUUUUUAUAUACUACGAGCACUUGUAAAUUGAUUUUUUAAUAAAUUAAUUAAAAGUUUAAGUAUUGGAGUAUGUAUGUGUAUUUAAUUCCAUAAGUAUAUCACAUAUUACUGACUUAUGAUAGUAAUAAUAAUAAUUUAUGUUUAUAUAUAUACAGUACAAAAUUAACUUAAUCACGAAAAUUGUAUCACUGGUAACAUGAGCAUAAAUAACAUUAAUAAAGCCGUCAAGUAUUUCUA